Colletotrichum truncatum is the source of this 1188-nucleotide messenger RNA. RefSeq lists its product as uncharacterized. Lineage: Eukaryota; Fungi; Ascomycota; Sordariomycetes; Glomerellales; Glomerellaceae. The record is from RefSeq and is a predicted model, not a curated record.
AUGCCUCUUAUCGGCAGCGGCGUCCCUGCACGCACACCCCCAGAUGGUUAUGUGGUCGACUUCAACAACCCGCAACGAGAAGCGGUACCAGAAGCCUUCUGGGUAGCUGGCGUAGGAGCCUUCCUGAGUUUGUUGCUUAUGGCUCAACGAUUGUACACAAAAGCCUUUUUAGUAGGUCGGUUACAAUGGGACGAUGCAUUUCUAAUCGUAGCUUGGUUAGCAUCAAUCGCGACAAUCACACUGGGGAUACAUAUGUUUGCAAGAGGUGCUGCGGGAGUUCACAUAUGGGAGAUGCCGAUGGAGAGAUAUCACAUCUUCGUGGUCGACAUCUUCCUUGCUGCCACGAUUUACAUCAUUUGUGGAAGUUUCUCCAAAGUUUCACUCCUCAUUUUCUACUCGCGACUAUCUCCGCAAAAGUGGUUCAGAUGGUCAGUCUGGAUCACACUUGGCGUCAUCGCCAGUUACAGCUUCGGCAUUUUCUUCGCCCUUGUCUUUGCCUGUGAUCCAAUUGCUAUGAGCUGGGAUGUGACGAUCACCGAGGGGACUUGCAUCAAUCGACCGUCUUUGUAUAUCGCAACCGCUGUUGCUAACAUUGGGUCUGACAUCUUGCUUUUCGCACUGCCAGUUCCGAUUGUUGUGAAGUUACAAAUACCAUUCCGACAGAAGAUUGGCUUGUUUGUGAUUUUCGCGGUAGGAUCUCUGACGGUCAUUACAUCGAUUAUCCGAGUUUCGCUUCUACCAUCAAUGCUCAAUACAACAGAUGAAACCUGGACUAUAGCCUACGUUAUUUUAUGGGUCAUUAUCGAAGCCAAUUUAUUCAUUAUGUGCGCCGCUUUCCCGACACUUCGCAAAUUCUUUCGCCAUAUAGCACCCAAGGUGAUUGGCGAAAGCACAUAUGGAAAAGAAUCAAAAAGAGGCGGCACUGGCAGCGUACCCAUCAGUCGGCUUACCAUUGGUACAAACGCUACUCGCAACCGCAAUGAAUAUUCGCAAUUCGACCGAGACAACAGCGGCGAGACGUUCGUGAUGUCUAGAGUAGGGCCCAGCAAGCUCUCUGAGACCAGCGCGAGCUCCUGCGAGAACGAUGCCACAUGGAACGGUGACGACUCAUCGGAGAAAGCAAUCAUUCGCUCCAACACGAUCGUCCAGACGAAGACCGUCACGGUGGAGUACAGCUCCAAUGACUAA